Talaromyces marneffei is the source of this 399-nucleotide messenger RNA. RefSeq lists its product as uncharacterized. Gene Ontology annotation, molecular function: RNA nuclease activity; RNA binding. The coding region runs from base 1 to 399 and encodes 132 amino acids. Lineage: Eukaryota; Fungi; Ascomycota; Eurotiomycetes; Eurotiales; Trichocomaceae. The record is from RefSeq and is a predicted model, not a curated record. The transcript is spliced from 4 exons.
AUGAGAUUUCCAUUUGAGAUAUUUCUUAUCUUACCAAUUAUCAUACAAGCGUUGGAUAUUCAGUGGGGUGCUUUUACACCCCAGAGUGAAUACCUAUGUCCACGUCCCGACGGCGGAGUUAUUCCUUUUAGUAGAUUAAAAAUCGAGAAGCAAAUUUCCGCAGCCCUUAAUAAUCCUAAGGGACAAUAUCCUCAUCUAUUUCAUGAAGCACCUGCAGAGCCCCAGUGCGCUCAUCUAGUUGUUAAAGCAUAUCCUGCUUUUGCAUCAGGAAUAUACACUGGUGGAAAGCCUGGGCAUUAUAGGGUUCUUUUUGCAAGCAAUUACAUGCACCAAGUCUUCUUCUGCGGAAUGGUGUAUCAUAAUACGAAGCGUAAAUUCCUGCCAUGUGACCGAAGAUGA